AUGGGGAAGGCGGUGGUCUAUCCCCUUCUAGCCACCGUCUUCAUCAUCUUCAUGUUCCUCUCCCCAAAGAACCAAGGUGACCAUAGUCGUCUUGGCCUUAGUCGCCGCCUAGGUUACAAAUUUCCGGCACCAAAUUUUGACCCUCUGCUAACAAGAUUGGAAAGAGCAGCCGAGGAAAGAGGAUCGAGCAAUGCAGAAGAGGAUUCUCACAUCGAAGACAUUCCCGAUGCACAUGAAUAUCUCGGCGAUGAAGGGAAGUUGAAUAUCACCUUGAGAUUGAUGUUUUUAUUUCCCGGGUUAGAUAAUGCACCAAAUGAUGGGUUUGUCACUCCAUUGGAGAUGGAGGCUUGGAAUAUAAAUCAAGCAAUGGAUCGUUUGAGUUACAGAACACACAAAGAGAUUGAAUUAAAAGAUAAAAAUGGGGAUGGAGAUAUUACUUUUGAAGAGUAUCUGCCCCAAUUUUCUGAAGAAGAUAUAGAAAAAAAUGAAAUGGGGCAUGGUGAAGCUGGAUGGUGGAAGCAGAGGUUCAUGACUGCAGAUGUUGAUGGCAAUGGAUCCCUCAGCUUCGACGAGUUCAACACUUUCUUGCACCCAGAAGACAGUAACGAUGGAGCAAUGCAGAGAUGGGUUUUGACUGGAAAAAUUAAGGAGAUGGAUGGUGAUGAAGAUGGGAAGCUCAACUACGAGGAGUUCUCUCGACACGCGUACAAGAUUUACAGAGAAUUUGAAGCUUCUGGGGACGAUUAUGUAUCCACAUCUGAUGACAAGUUUUCCGGGCUUGAUUUGAACAAUGACAAAUUACUGGAUGAGGAGGAACUAAUACCUAUACUUCAUUUUCUUCAUCCUGGAGAGCUUUCAUAUGCUAGAUAUUACUCUGGUUAUCUAAUCCAUGAGGCUGAUGAUGAUGGGGAUGGCAGGCUAACGCUGGAUGAGAUGAUGAACAAUGAAUAUUUAUUUUACAGCACAAUUUACGAUGAUAGUGAUGAGGAUUAUGAUCAUUUCCAUGAUGAACUAUGAAAAGCUUCAAUUCAAU
This is a messenger RNA of Tripterygium wilfordii, 1033 nucleotides long. RefSeq names its product reticulocalbin-2. The record is from RefSeq and is a predicted model, not a curated record. Gene Ontology annotation, cellular component: endoplasmic reticulum. The transcript has 6 exons. Bases 1 to 1017 code for a protein of 338 amino acids. Lineage: Eukaryota; Viridiplantae; Streptophyta; Magnoliopsida; Celastrales; Celastraceae. Gene Ontology annotation, molecular function: calcium ion binding.